GGUGGAGAAAGAGAGAGAAAGAGAGAGUUUAGGUAACUCCCACCUGUGUGUGUGGUCGGUGUGUGGCAGGAGAGCAAGCACGUGGUCCGGCCGUGGUUAAUCCGCGGCGCGGCAGGAUCUAAGCAUCGGUGUUUCUUCCACUUCCACCACGGUCCGGGGUCCACCACCACCGCCCACCCGCGCUCAGUGUUCGUUGGCCGUCUCCGGGUGAAGAAUGCGCGUGAGUUCGCAAAGUCGGUCGCCGUUACCACCACCACAACCACCACCACAACUCUGUGGAACAGUAGUGGCACGGUAAACGAUCGCGAAGGUUGCCGGCACACGCGUUGUGGGGUCCUUCCUCGUGCACAUUGUGUGUGGGUCGAGGUGGAAACACACACACCCCGCCGAUCCGCGCCUUUUUUCUAAUUUCGUCGGUAAGCACGUGGCGUGUGGUGGGUGUAGCGCGUUCGAGGAACUCGGCUGCGGCACACGCGAGAAGAGGCGCGCACACGGACCUCGUCGUCGUCGAAGAGACAACCCUCGAAGCACGAGGGCAUUGGCCGAGAAGAGGGAAGGCGAGAGGCCUUCUGCGCUCAUCGAGGAUGCCGCCGCUUCCUCGUCGUCGGCGACGACGUGGAUGUACGCGCUUCUCGAGGGUGGAUUACUGGCGGACACCGGUGGUGUCAUGGGGGACGAUGUCGCGGUGGUGGUCGGCGAUGGCACCCGCGUGAACACCACCCCCCCGCCCCUCCCCCAGGCCCAAGAGAGCCAGGAUCCACGCCGUCGUUAUCCGCGCGAACAGCCGGAGAUAGAAAGGUAUCGGGAGCAGAGGGAGGAGUUGGAGGAUCUGUUGUGCUUCCAAAGGGGGCCCGAGCAGGAGAUGGUCGCCCAGGAUAUGGCGCAGAGCUACGCUCACCUCCUCCACCAGCCCCCCGGCAGGGAACACCAGCAGGAAGAGUUCAUCUCGUUGGACGAGCUGCAGUCGAGGAUCCAUCAGGACAAUCGAGGUGGUGGCCAGGUUUCCGCCAUCUUGUCGGCGGCCGACCCCUACCAGCAACAGCAACAGGGGAGUUACUAUAGUCUUUCGGCUGUUCAAGAAAGUUCGUGUUCCACGGUUUACUUCGGCGACAUAGGUACGGGAUCGGGGGUGGGAGAAGUAACCGCCGCCUCGGCGGGGGGUGGCGAAGGUCUCAGCCUGACUCCAACCCCCGCCACCAGCAACACCGACGACACCACCACGACCACCGCCACCCCCAGCACCACCACCAUUACCAUCGCCGCCACCACCACCGCCGCCGCCACCACCACCACCACCGCCAACCACACCACCCCGCGGAUCGUGACGGGGGCUGAACCGCCCCAGCACAUGGAGACACCCUCGACGAUGGUCCCCGACCAGGCACCCGCCUCCGGCCAUCACUACCACCGCGGUCACCACCACCACCACCACCACCACCACAACCAUCAUCAUCAUCAUCAUCGAAGCGCCUCCACCACCCCCACCCACGGACCGCCCAACACAGACACCUCGGACGAGUUCGUCAACGUUUCCAGGAAGCGGAAACUGUCCUGCCACGACGGUAGUGAUUUAUUGGACGACGCGGGAGACGAUGCCAAAUCAGUUCGCACAAACGACGACAGCAAAAAGCAAAAUCACAGCGAGAUCGAGAAAAGGAGGAGGGACAAAAUGAACACGUACAUAACCGAGCUUUCGGCAAUGGUGCCCAUGUGCCACGCCAUGUCCCGCAAACUCGACAAGCUGACCGUGCUCAGGAUGGCCGUCCAACACUUGAAGACCAUUCUGGGCGCCGUCACCUCGUACACGGAGGGCCACUACAAGCCGGCGUUCCUCAGCGAUCAGGAGCUCAAGACGCUCAUACUUCAAGCUGCGGAGGGUUUUGUCUUCGUGGUGGGCUGUGAUCGUGGAAGAAUCCUUUACGUAUCCGAGUCUGUUUUACAGACACUCAACUAUUCUCAGGGUGACCUGUUGGGUCAAAGUUGGUUCGAUAUCCUGCAUCCAAAAGAUGUAGCCAAGGUAAAGGAACAGUUGUCCUCUUCGGAUCUUAGUCCACGUGAACGGUUAAUAGAUGCCAAAACAAUGUUGCCUGUAAAAACGGACGUGCCCCAAGGUGUAUCGAGGUUGUGCCCUGGCGCGCGGAGAUCUUUCUUCUGCAGAAUGAAGCGGAAGGUCGAAGGGAUACGUUGCGGCGAAUUGCAAGUGAAGGAGGAAUCCGAGUCGGCGAGCGGAUGUCAUCGACGAAAGAAGCAACAAAACGUUGACUGGAAGUACUGUGUGAUUCAAUGUACUGGGUAUUUGAAGUCGUGGGCGCCCGCAAAAAUCGACCUCGAAGAACACGAGGGUGACGGAGACGGGGAGGCUUGCAAUUUAUCGUGUUUGGUAGCAGUUGGUCGGUUACAGUCCACAAUUCCGACAUCUUUGCCUAAGAAGCCUCGUUUGAGAUCCAUCAAGUUCGUUUCGAGACAUGCGAUGGACGGUAAAUUCCUCUUCGUCGACCAAAGGGCUACGUUAGUGUUAGGUUUCCUGCCACAAGAGCUACUUGGAACGAGCAUGUACGAAUAUUACCACCACGAUGACAUCCCUCAUUUGGCGGAAUCUCAUAAAGCUGCUCUUCAAGCAUCCGAGAGUGUCAGCACACAGAUAUACAGGUUUAGGACUAAAGGUGCAAGCUUUGUCAAGCUUCAAUCCGAGUGGAAAUCUUUCAGAAAUCCAUGGACCAAAGAUAUCGAGUACCUAAUAGCUAAGAACUCUGUCACUUCCAAUGACUCCCGAUCGAUCACAAGUAGUGGGAACAGAUCUGAGGAUUCCAGUGUUCAAGGCAAUUACGACUACUUUGCACAAAGUAAUGGCGGAUUAGAAAGAUUGAUCUCGAGUCACGUAGAGGUAAGUAAAAUUGGACGACAAAUAGCUGAGGAAGUUCUGGAUCUUCAAAGACGCGGUGAGGAUUCUUCUUCCGGUAGCAGUCCUGGACCGGAAUCUGCUUUAUUAAAUACAGAGUCACAAAUCACUACAACUGCAUCGCCGGAGAGGGUGCAGGAUGUGGCACAGUCAACCAGAGGCAGCAACAACAGCAGCAGUAAUCCUACACCAACGUACAACCACAUUGCAAACAACUUGCAGCUGAACAGCAUCGCGAACGACCAAGGUCAUAGCUAUUACUGUCUCUAAGGAGUCGUUUUCUUGCAUAACGUUAUAGUUCUAAUAAUAACGUUCACAGCAACACCGCGCGGACAUUUUUGAAUUGAUCGUUGCGUAUAACAUAACAUCCACCCCCUUUUAGGAGCGUCACCAGACGAAGGACACGAAACUACUUUUUUAACUAAGGAUGUGAUGGAUAUGAUUGGUGGUACCACGAUUAACGAAUCGCCAAACCCAGUGCCAUCUGAUGGUAACGACGAGGCAGCAAUGGCAGUGAUAAUGAGCCUUCUAGAGGCAGAUGCAGGUUUAGGUGGUCCUGUGGACUUUUCUGGCUUACCUUGGCCGCUUCCAUAGUACAUUUUAAUCCCUCUAUUCGUGUGAACUGAAAUUUCAAGUGUCGAAAAUAACUUAUGCCUAUAUGGAAGUUAGAAGUGUGUGUGUACAUAAUAGUAUCAAGUGUGUGGACCAAGUUGACGUUCUUUCGAUUUUUCUUGUUUUUGUUCUCAUUGUGCUUGAGUACUUGAUCAAUCUUCAAUUGUGUCUAUAUUCCAAUUUAAUGGAAAGUAGUGCACGAACGUCACCAUGAAUCGUUUUUCAUUUGUUUCGAAGCAGUUGAAAUAUUCUUGGUGCUGAGAUGGUGCUGCUUUAAGGAAUACAUAAAUCGUUGAACAUUUUAGUUUUAUAGACAUAUCAUUUCUGUGAUCAAAAAUGAAAUAUCAAACGUACAGAAUGAUUAAUAUAUACAUACGUAAAUUGAAAUGAACAUCUAUGUUCAUUUUUAUAGAAAAUAUAUAAAUUGAGACUGAUCCAAAAUUAUUUUUUGGUAGCAGUCGAUGAGAGAUGAAGCAUCAUAAAUAAUAAUGAUAAUUCAGAAUAAUUCGUAAAUAGAAUUAUAAUUCCCUCUGAAAAUGAAAUCAAUAUUUUUUUAAUAUCAGUCAAUAUCGGAUCGUUAAAUGAUUUCCUUUCAUAAUUUGUAAUUAAACGUAUGCUGUUUUACGUUUUUGUACAAAAUUAAAUACGAUUUAAAUAUUGUAAUAAAUUAAUUUUUAUCAUAA
Molecule: messenger RNA, 4194 nt
Organism: Apis cerana (Asiatic honeybee)
Lineage: Eukaryota; Metazoa; Arthropoda; Insecta; Hymenoptera; Apidae
Gene: cyc
Product: basic helix-loop-helix ARNT-like protein cyc
Biological process (GO): regulation of DNA-templated transcription
Cellular component (GO): transcription regulator complex; nucleus; cytoplasm
Molecular function (GO): DNA-binding transcription factor activity; protein dimerization activity
Source: RefSeq, a predicted model, not a curated record